Molecule: messenger RNA, 2297 nt
Organism: Magnolia sinica
Lineage: Eukaryota; Viridiplantae; Streptophyta; Magnoliopsida; Magnoliales; Magnoliaceae
Product: poly [ADP-ribose] polymerase 2
Exons: 17
Coding region: 94-1971 (625 amino acids)
Molecular function (GO): NAD+ poly-ADP-ribosyltransferase activity
Source: RefSeq, a predicted model, not a curated record
GCCACAGUCCAAACACUAUUAAACCCCCCUACUUCCCGCCUUUUCUCUCCAUCCAAAUUACAAUUCAUUCCAAUCGCAAUAUCCCGUCCAAACAUGUCAUCCAGACUCAAAGUAGACGACAUCCGAACCCUCCUCGCCCAGCGCGGCCUCGACACCUCCGGGACCAAGCUGGUCCUACUCAAACGGCUCGAAUCCGCUUGCAGCAACGACGGCAAUUCCUCAUCCGACGUCGUUGGUAAGAAAAGGCCGAGAAGGCGGCCAAACGAGGACGGUGCCGAGUCCCAGAAGGUCGAUUCUGUUGAAACGAUCAGCGGGAUGGGCAUCCAGCAGUUGCGGGAACAGGCGGCGCUUCACGGCGUAUCGGCGAGCGGCUCGAAGAAAGACCUAGUCAAGCGGAUAUGCGCGGCUAUCAAGGAGGGCUUGGACGACGUUCCGGAAGAGAAAGAAGUUGAUGAUGAUAAGGAGAAAUUGGUCACAGCUACCAAGAAAGGUGGUGCAGUUUUGGAUCAAUGGCUCCCAGAUCAUAUAAAGUCAAACUACCAUGUUUUGCAGCAUGGUGAUGAAAUCUAUGAUGCCAUUCUGAAUCAAACAAAUGUUGGGGCAAACAACAACAAGUUCUAUGUGAUUCAAGCUCUUGAAUCUGAUGAUGGCGGCACGUUCCUGGUUUACAAUAGAUGGGGAAGAGUUGGAGUAAAAGGUCAAGAUAAGCUACAUGGACCUUACACCUCCUGUGACGGUGCAAUCAAUGAGUUCCAGCAGAAAUUCUUUGACAAAACAAAGAAUCAAUGGUUGGAUCGCAAAGAAUUUAUUUGUUAUCCGAAGUGCUAUACUUGGUUGGAAAUGGACUACAGCGAAGCAGAAAAAGCAGUUGUUUGUAAUAAACCCAAUGGCUCUAUAAUUGGUAGUCAACUUCGGGAGACACGACUUGAACCCCGCCUUGCAAAGUUCAUCUCUCUCAUUUGCAAUAUCAGCAUGAUGAAGCAGCAAAUGUUAGAAAUAGGAUACAAUGCUGAAAAACUGCCACUUGGUAAGCUAAGCAAAUCUACAAUUUUGAAGGGCUAUGAUGUCUUGAAGCGGAUAUCUGAUGUGAUAGGCCAAUCUGACAGGAAAAAACUUGAGCUAUUAAGUGGAGAGUUCUACACUGUGAUCCCCCACGACUUUGGCUUUAGGAAGAUGCGUGACUUUGUCAUCGACACACCUGUGAAAUUGAAAAGCAAGUUGGAAAUGGUGGAAGCACUAGGUGAGAUUGAGGUUGCCUCUAAAUUGUUGAAAGACGACAAUGACCAGGAUGAUCCCUUGUAUUCCCAUUACCAACACCUUCAUUGUGAAUUGACACCUCUUGAAGUUGAUUCUGAAGAAUUUUCUAUGAUAGAGAAGUAUAUGAAGAAUACUCAUGCCAAAACACAUUCAAAUUAUACAGUUGAUAUUGUACAAAUAUUCAAGGCAUCUAGGGAAGUUGAAGCAGAACGCUUCAGAAAGUUUUCUAGCAUGAAAAAUAGAAUGCUUUUGUGGCAUGGCUCUCGACUUACAAAUUGGACUGGCAUUCUGUCGCAAGGAUUACGGAUCGCUCCUCCAGAAGCACCUUCCACAGGUUAUAUGUUUGGAAAAGGUGUUUAUUUUGCUGAUAUGUUCUCAAAAAGUGCCAAUUAUUGCUACUCUACUAAGGCAUGUAGGGUCGGCGUGCUUCUCUUGUGUGAGGUUGCACUUGGUGACAUGGCUGAGCUUCUAUCUGAAAAUUAUAAUGCUGAUAAGUUGCCGAAGGGAAAGCUAAGCACAAAAGGUGUUGGAGCAACAGCGCCAGAUCCCUCAGAGUUUCAGACACUUGAAGAUGGUGUUGUUGUUCCCCUCGGCAAGCCAACAAAGCAUCCGGUUCCUGAGUGUAGCUUGGGGUACAACGAAUACAUUGUGUACAAUGUUGAUCAGAUUCGGAUGCAAUAUGUUGUUCAAGUAAAUUUCAAUUACAAGCAAUGAUGAUCAGCCACUAGAAUUUUUCUCCAGUUCCGAAGGAUUCGAUCAGUUUUGCAUCACUUCUAAAGUCUUCCCAGAUGCAAGAUGGGCCCCUUCUACUCUCAUUGAUGUGCCAUUUUAGAAAUCUUUCUUGUAUCUUUUAGAGUUUGUGUUAUGUAUUUGCACUGUAAUAGUCAUCAUGUCCAGCCAGGUCAAGUCAACUUGUAGACUCAAGACUCUCUCCCUCUUUGAUGUGCAGCCAGGUUAGGUCGACUCGUAAGACUCAGAUGCAUAUCUAACAAAUAAUAUUUAAAUUUUAAAGUAGUAGUAAAUGUUUAACAUGUUUACUA